Plutella xylostella (diamondback moth) is the source of this 1994-nucleotide messenger RNA. RefSeq names its product odorant receptor 2a. Gene Ontology annotation, biological process: detection of chemical stimulus involved in sensory perception of smell; sensory perception of smell. Gene Ontology annotation, molecular function: odorant binding; olfactory receptor activity. Gene Ontology annotation, cellular component: plasma membrane. Lineage: Eukaryota; Metazoa; Arthropoda; Insecta; Lepidoptera; Plutellidae. The record is from RefSeq and is a predicted model, not a curated record.
CAACUUUAGACCUAAACACCGUAGACUUUGGGACUAGUGAUGGCAUUAAUUUGAAAAGGGACCGACGCCUUCAUGCAAUUAAAACAGGAAGGGUUGUUAUUCCAUUGCAAGCACGUAUAUUGUUUUAAUCUCAAGAUUAGCUUCAACUAUACCAGCAACAAAAUGAUAAUUGCUAUACAAGUAUACAUAUAGGUUUUUUCUAUACAAUAUUUUAGGUAGGUAUUUAAAAUAUUAUAAAUAAGAUGAGAUGUGAUGAGAUGAGUUGUUGAAUUCGUGAAACUCGACCCCAAUCCUCACUAAAAUAUUUCUAAAAUACUGCGUUGUAUAAUAUCCAAUUCCGAAACAAAUCUUCAGAAUUAUUAAUACCAAUACCGAAUAUACCGUACUUAACCUCCUCCAAUUAUUAGAAUGUAAUUAGGCAAGGACUAGUAAUUGCAGAUAUAAUUGCACGUGUACUGUAGAUGACUCUUGUCAAAAAAAAUAGAAAUCAAGUAAUUGAGAACGAACAUUCUAGAGACAAGAAGUCUUUCACUAUACUCAGUGGUUAAAGAUUAAAUUUAUAAUUGAAGGUACCAUGAUUUAUGGGUUUAUAAGUUUAAAGCACUGCGCUUUAUCGUUCAUAAUAGUACCCUAUUUAUUAAAGGUUCAGCGUGGAAAAUGGUAGAGCCGUUGUCCAAAGCUUUUGACAACAAUGUUUGGUUCUGGAAAAUUUUCGCAGUGUGGAUACAGGAAGUCGGCAAUAAGUACUACAAAUGCUACGCUGUUAUCUUCCUAAUUUCACUUUAUUUCCUUUAUGACGGGCUUUUGGUUUUGAACUUGAUCUACACUCCAAGACAUAUCGAAACUUUUGUACCGGAACUAAUAUUUUUCGUCACAGAAAUGGCAGUUUUAUUUAAAGUUCACCUGCUACUUUUCAAAAGUAAAAGUAUACAGAAAGCCUUUGAAAUGUUAGAUUGUGAAACUUUCAUUGGUGACACGGAGCACCAAAUUGAAAGUAACAAAAGAUUUAAAUCACUGUACAAAAAAUACUUUUUAAUUUACUUUUGGGUGUGCCAAAUUUGUUAUGUGAGCAUUGUGCUCAUACCCCUCUUUAUUUACUUCAUAAAUGGGAAUGAGCUUCACUUGCCUAUUUGCAACUACUAUUUUCUGAGUGAAGAAAACCGAGAUAAUAAUAUUUUGAGCUGGUUCAGCUAUCAAGCUAUUGCCGAUUAUGUCCAUAUGACUUACAAUUAUACUGUUGAUACCUUUAUUUCUGGUUUGAUCAUGAUGGGCUUAGCGCAAUUCAAAGCUUUGAAUGUGAAAUUGGCAAUGAUAAAAUCUUCAAUGGAUAAAAACGAUUUGCCUGAAUCAAAGCUGGACGCAAAAAUGCAUCAGGAUUUGAUAAAAUGUAUAAAACACUAUGCUUUACUGAGAGAGUACUGUCAGAUUAUUGAAAAUAUAUUUGGUACGUCGAUGUUUUUUCAAUUCGGUGUCGGGGUUUUAAGCAACUGCAUAACGCUUUAUGCAUUUUUACUGCCAUAUUUCGAGAGCCAGCUAAUUUUCCUGACCACGUAUGCUUCUGCCAUGACUAUGGAAAUAUUUUUACCGGGAUAUUUGGGAACUCUAUUACACUACGAGAGCGCAGAGAUCGGCAGAGCAGUGUACCAGUGUGACUGGAUAGAGAGAUCUGAGAGUUUCAAACGCAGUAUGAGGCUACUGGUUGAACGCUCUAAGACUCCUAUAGAACUUACAGCUUUGAAGAUAUUUCCACUCUCCGUUACCACAUUUAUUGCCAUAAUGAAAACUGCCUACUCCAGCUUCACACUACUACGCGUAGUUCAUAAUAGAGAGAGUAGUGACUACAAUUAGUACCUAUUUAGUAGGUAUUUCCUGUAGUGUACCGAUUAAAAUGUGUAAUAAUAAUUAAUUAGGUAUAUGAAUAAAUCUGAAUUCUUAAUAGAAAUUACUGCAAAAAUAAUAAACGCAUCAAUUUACCUAUAUUUUUGUUCAGUUUU